This is a messenger RNA of Scophthalmus maximus (turbot), 1016 nucleotides long. RefSeq lists its product as uncharacterized. Bases 69 to 719 code for a protein of 216 amino acids. The transcript is spliced from 5 exons. The record is from RefSeq and is a predicted model, not a curated record. Lineage: Eukaryota; Metazoa; Chordata; Actinopteri; Pleuronectiformes; Scophthalmidae.
CUCCUCCACAAACAACCCAAACUCCACCAAGGUUCAGUGUGAAGAUCUAGUCUGUCUCUUUCCAGCUGAUGGUCAUCAUGUUGCACCUGAACCAAGCCCUGCUCUCUAUUCAACUCGUAGUUAUGUGUCAUGGCUUAGAAGUAGCUAACCACUGGAGUGAACUGGUGUUCAGGGGAAAGUCUGUCACGUUAACCUGCAACAGAUCCAUGAUAAACGCAACACAAGUCAACUGGACCAAAGGCAGAUUUCUUUUCGCUUAUAAAACUGCAAACAAUGGCACGGUUUCAAAUUUUACCUCCAACAGACAGAGAAUAGACGUUGACUUUCAUUCAAAGCUGAAUAUUUUUAAUGCUCAGCAUGAGGACGCAGGACUCUAUAGAUGUGACGUAUCUGAGAGAAGAGGGACCUGGGUGGAUGUGUGGAAUUUAACUGUGUCUGAGGAACGGGAAGAAAUCAACCAACCUUUCCGGUCGUUGUAUUUUCUAUACAUAACCGCAGCUGUCAUUGGGUUGCUUGUGUUUGCCAUCACUUCAGCUGUUUGCCUCUACAGAAGACUGGGGACCAGGACACCAAAUGGGGAGCCAAUCCAGGACCAGUUUUCUCUUCCAUUAGAUGGAAAGGUGGACAUCCCUCAUCCGCAGGCUGACAGAGACAAUAGGACAAAUAAGAAGCGGAGGAGUCAGUACACGGAGAGGCUCAAUUCAAUAUAUGGUCUCUGAUGAGUUGAAAGGACAUAAAAAAAAAAACCUGAGUCAAUCAGAGACAUGACCUUUUAAUAUAAUUUCAAAUCAGGUGCUUCGAGUGAGGACAACUGGUCCACAGAUGCCUUUGACCUUAAAGAAAUAUACAUAUAUAUAUAUAUUUUUUUUAAAUGUAUCUUAAACAUUGUAUGUACUUUGUAUUUUUUAUGUAUGAUGGUUUUGUGCUGUGUUGAAUGCCGUACUGUCCGUCCUGCGCUGUUGUAUCACCAAGGCAACAGUGUUUGUUGUAAUGGCAAUAAAGUCAACUCAACUAUA